This is a messenger RNA of Camelina sativa (false flax), 799 nucleotides long. The record is from RefSeq and is a predicted model, not a curated record. Lineage: Eukaryota; Viridiplantae; Streptophyta; Magnoliopsida; Brassicales; Brassicaceae.
CCACAAAGUAUCCGAUAAGUUGUUGUAUUUGUGAUCGAAACAAUCAGACGGCCGUCUCUCUCUCUCUAGGGUUUAAUAAUCCAAAGUCUUUGAAUGAUGAAGCCACCAACGGAGGAGGCAGCUGCGGCCCCAGUAUGUGUGUAUUGGGACAUAAAGAGGUGUCCGGUUCCCGAUGGAUAUGAUCCCCGUCGGGUGGGUCCGUGUAUUAAACGGUAUUUGAGGAAUUUAGGCUACUCUGGUCCUAUCACGAUCACCGCCGUUGGCGAACUAUCAAAGGUCCGCCGUGACAUCCUAGAAGUGGCCACCACCACUGGAAUCUCUCUUCUUAACGACGUCCAUGGUCCCAGAGACAUGGUUGAUCUUUUCCUCGACUGUUUGGGAGAGGGUCCAACUCCCUCUAACUUGAUGGUCAUAUCAAGUCCACCAGCCUACGUUCCUCCCAACUUCUCUUCUCUUUGUUGCGGGAAGAAUGGUUACUACGGUAUUUUCCCGUUUCCAUUUGAGUCUACUCCCGAAGCUGCUGAGUCUCUCUGGAAACACUCUCUUCUGGAUCUGGCUGGUGUGUGUUUGUUGAAUGCUACUACGUACCAUGGUGAGAGUGAAGAAGCAACCAAAGGCCUGUUUUUAAUAAUCUGAAAACUUUAGAGAUUUCUAAUCUUUUAUGAAUACUAAAAAAAUUGUAGGCUUAGUAGCGAGAAAGCACAAGAAGCAGAGUGAGUACAUGGCCCUUGCUGUUGUUCUUCUCUAAGGCCUUUCUUAUGGUGUUAAAAUGCUUUGUUCUACUCAAAUGUUGGGUUAA